Molecule: messenger RNA, 1038 nt
Organism: Pleuronectes platessa (European plaice)
Lineage: Eukaryota; Metazoa; Chordata; Actinopteri; Pleuronectiformes; Pleuronectidae
Product: spermatogenesis-associated protein 48
Exons: 8
Coding region: 1-1038 (345 amino acids)
Source: RefSeq, a predicted model, not a curated record
AUGAGUGCGGUUUGGGAUCCCUUCAAGCCUUUCCCUGCAGAGCAACAUGUCAUCAGACGGCUGAACUACAGUUUGUAUGGGACUGGUGGUAGAAACGGACCAGCACGAGAAGCUGGAAGAGCAAACUCUCCUUUUGAUAGAUUUCGGCCGCCUGCUGAACCUGUCACCCUGGCUCCUUCGCGCAACGACGUCCCCCUGCUGGAUCCUUGCACUGGUCAGCUGAGCGCAGGAGCGGAGGUGGACCUGGGGGUCAAAGGUCGACCGAAAUUCAUAGAUUUCCAUCAUGUGGCCUCUGCCCUGUGGGUCCCUCCAGGUUUCAGAGAGAGGGCAACAACAGCCCCGAACCCCCCUUGUGUCUGCUUGGACCUGAGUGAGAACAAGGCCUUGAACUACAGGAGGAUCCCUGAUACAGUCUUCAAAGCAAGAACCAAAGGUUCAACCACUGCUGAUAAAGUUCAACCAAUGCACCUCAGGCUCACUGAUAAACACACUGGACCACAGGAUGACAUCUCCUCUGAUGUGAGACUGUGGACAGACCCAGUGGCAGUGCGACGCUUCAGAUACACAUCUACAACCCACAGGACUUAUGAGAAAGUUGGUUGGGAAACGAAGUUCCCACGGUGCUUGAAUGAACCAGAAACAUCCCUGACAAGAAAGGCUGACCCGCUGAGUGAGGGUCCCUCGACCAGGCGCUACAAUAGUAGACCUCAGCUGUGGCAGUCUAUAGGAGCUGAGUGGAGCCGGCAGCAGCUUCGACCGAGGUACGAUGCCAAGAAACCCAUAUCGUUUUGCAGCGGAUGUCCAAGGUCGGGUCAGAUCCCUCUGUACACUGGUACGAUUGGCUCAAAGAACAUGGAUAGUAUUGACAACAUGGAUGACACCUUUCAGCCGCUCACCCUGAAGAGGAGCAUCGUGCCGCCGUACACACCAACAGCACGACGAACCACGAUCCCUGGUUACAUAGGCCGGGCUGCCUAUGCUGACGGUGGUGCUGAUGCUGCACUCCCUGUCCUGGCUCCUGCUCGCUCCUCUGGGUGA